AUGGGUGCAUUUUUGGAUAAACCCAAAACUGAGAAACAUAAUGCUCAUGGUGCUGGGAAUGGUUUACGUUAUGGCCUGAGCAGCAUGCAAGGAUGGAGAGUGGAAAUGGAAGACGCACACACAGCUGUUGUAGGUAUUCCUCACGGCUUGGAAGACUGGUCAUUUUUUGCAGUUUAUGAUGGUCAUGCUGGAUCCCGAGUGGCAAAUUACUGCUCAACACAUUUAUUAGAACACAUCACUAAUAAUGAAGACUUCAGGGCAGCUGCAAAAUCAGGAUCUGCUCAUGAGCCUUCAGUGGAAAAUGUCAAGAAUGGUAUCAGAACUGGCUUUUUGAAAAUUGAUGAAUUCAUGCGUAACUUUUCAGACCUCAGAAAUGGAAUGGACAGGAGUGGUUCAACUGCAGUGGGAGUUAUGAUUUCACCGAAGCAUGUCUACUUUAUCAACUGUGGUGAUUCACGUGCUGUUCUGUGUAGGAAUGGACAAGUCUGCUUUUCCACCCAGGAUCACAAGCCUUGCAAUCCAAGGGAGAAGGAGCGUAUCCAAAAUGCAGGAGGCAGCGUAAUGAUACAGCGUGUUAAUGGUUCAUUAGCAGUGUCUCGUGCUCUGGGGGACUAUGAUUACAAGUGUGUUGAUGGCAAGGGCCCAACAGAACAACUAGUUUCUCCAGAGCCUGAGGUUUAUGAACUUUUAAGAGCAGAAGAUGAUGAAUUUAUCGUUUUGGCUUGUGAUGGGAUCUGGGAUGUUAUGAGUAAUGAGGAGCUCUGUGAUUUUGUUAAAUCUAGGCUUGAGGUAUCUGAUGACCUGGAAAAUGUGUGCAAUUGGGUAGUGGACACUUGUUUACAUAAGGGAAGUCGCGAUAACAUGAGUAUUGUACUAGUUUGCUUUCCAAAUGCCCCCAAGGUCUCAGAUAAUGCAGUGAGAAAAGAUUCAGAGUUGGAUAAGUACUUGGAAUCACGGAUUGAAGAAAUUAUGGAGAAGUUUAGUGAGGAAGGAAUGCCUGAUCUUGCCCAUGUCAUGCGCGUCUUGUCUGCAGAAAAUAUCCCAAAUUUGCCUCCUGGAGGAGGUCUUGCUGGCAAGCGCAAUAUUAUUGAAGCUGUUUAUAGUAGGCUGAAUCCACAUAGAGAAAAUGAUGGGGCCUCCGAUGAUGCAGAGGAGAGUGGAUCACAGGGAAAAUUGGUGGAAGCUCUCAGGCAAAUGAGAAUUAAUCAUAGGGGAAACUACCGACAACUUCUGGAGGAGAUGCUGUCUAGUUACAGGCUAGCUAAAGUAGAGGGAGAAGAAAGCCCUGCUGAACCAGCUGCUGCAGCUACUUCCUCGAACAGUGAUGCUGGAAACCCAGUGACAAUGCAGGAAAGCCAUACUGAAUCAGGAAGUGACCUUGCUGACUUAGACAGCUGUAAUGAAGAUGCAGGGACAAACUUGGGUGAUGAAAAAGGUGCUGGAGAUCUAGAAGACCCAUGGUAGCCUUAUAAACUUCUAAAAUGCUUUUGAUUCUGAAAAUUGGGGGAAAAACUUUUAAUCACAUUUUCUUCAAUACAAGGGAAAAAUAUUCUUGUGGAUUCCCAACGUUUUGUGAUAUGAGCAGAAAAUCAUUAGCAUUUCCCAUCAUUUGUUCAUAUUUGUGUUUUCUGAUAAUUGCCACUUGUAGCAUUGCCUGUACUACAGUAUUUUUGCCAACCUCAGGCAUACUAAUUCCAUCUGUAUUGAACUAUUGGUCCUAAAAACCAAUGGAGUUAUUUCACCACAAGUAAUAAUUGUGCCUGAGGUGCAUGGGAAUAUAGUUAGCUGUACUUUGAAGAUACAUUAUGUUUUUUUUUGUGUUUUUUUAAACAGGACACACAACAUAUAAGCAUGUAAGAGUAAAGAAUUGUAUGAGAUGUUCUUUUUUUCAAUUCACCAAGUUGAAAGCCUUUUGCAGGUCUGGCUUAAAAUUUCAUUUGGGCAAUCUACUAUAGGGUAUAUAUUUAUUAAUUGUUAUUUAAUUUUUUUCGAAUUUUACCUGUAUUACCAAACUGGGUUCUUCAAUAAUGUCCAAAUUGUAAUGUUGCCUGCUUCAAGAUAAGUGUAUUUGGCAAUAAUAUUAUAAACCCUUAAAAAUUUUAUGCAUGUGUCUCCUAUAUCCUUCAACACACACCAGAAAAUCUUUGAAACCAAAUGGAUUAAUUUAUGGCUAUUUAUAAUUUGCUUAGACAUCUCACUGCUGCAAAUUUUUUAAAUGAUGAGAUUUGCUUUUAUAAUGUAAAUUGUGAUUUUUGUUUUACAUGUGGGUUUCUAUAGUUUUAAUUUUUCAGCUUUUAAGAUACAAAAAGUUUUGUGUAAUUUGGUAUAAAUUUUAAUUGUUUACGUUAUUUUAAAGGCUCAGAAUAUCACAUUGAAAUGACUAUAAAUACAUUUAAAAUUAUCUAUUUUAGAACUAAGGAAAUAUUAAAGAGAUAUUUUCAUGGGUUCAGUAACCUUUCAUUUUAUAACAUUGGGCACGGUACAGAGUGGCUGUCACAUAAGGUACUUGAAGAUUAUUCAUUUAAUUCUAUUUUUACAAUAACCUUGAAUUCUUGAAUUCUUUUUGAGUUUUGCAUGUAUCCAAUUAAUGCUGAACAUGAAGAGUGAAAUAUUUAUCUAAAAGCUAUUGGGGUAGGAGAAGCAAUGAAUGUAUCCAUUUGUACAUGGUUUACAUGUUGUGGAUGCUUUGUAAACACUUUCCUGUAUGUUUAAAUUGUGUUUCAGCGGGAUGUAAUUGCCUUUGUGUGUAGUUAAAAUGAGUCAUCAUCUGGUCCUGUGUGCAGUGGAAUUCAUGGUAUUUUCUGUAACAUUUCCCUGAAGCUGUUUCUGGAGAGCCACACAUUUGAAUACAGACAGCUUCCUUGAUCAUUCGAUUUAUUGUGCACCUGAUUUUUGGCCUAAAAGAAUUAUUGCCACAAUAUAUUUUAUUUAUUCUUUAGAUUUUAGCCUUGUAAGUUAAAGUGCUUUACAUGAUGAUGUUAAAAGCUAUUUGUCCCUUUACUGGGUUUAAGGGUUGUUAAAAGAUAGGGAAUGAAGAAUGCAAAAAAUGGUUUAUUGUUCAACUGUCCACUCUGAUCCAAUCCUGUACUGACAGUACCUUUCCAGUAUGAUAUUGUGAUGUUUCAUACAAUGCAGUGAACAUAACCAACUUGUUACCUAAAUAAAGAAUUGAUAAAAACAGUGUGACAUAUUACUACUUGGUAUGAUUUUUAAAAAUAAAAGUCCAGUUUUGAAUGUUAUUUUAAACAUUUUAUACAGUUAGAAUAUUGUGAAAUGUUUCAUACAGAACUGUGUAGUUAAAUUUUAAUUCCAGGGAAGAAUUAACUAAACUAUAUAAGACAAUACUAAUUAAACCCUUCUCCACUUCCAAACAUUUUUUAUUACCACUUUAACCUUUCUCUGGGAGUUUAAUGGCCCUUGAAAUACAAAUAAUGUGUGAGUUAGCAAAAAACUCGUGUUUACUAAUAUGAAUUUCCUAGUCCCACUGUUCUCAAACAUUUAUAUUCUUAAAGGUUGAGGCUCCCAAAGAACUUUUGCUUUUGAGGGUUAUAUCUAUUGAUAUUUAUUGUAUUAAAAAAAACAACACCAUUACCUGUUAACAUAAAGAGCAUUGUUUUAUAAAAAGAUUAUUUUCCAAAACUAAAGAGCAUUGGCUUUCGUUUUGUAAAUCGGAUGGGUUCUCAUAUCUGCUUUUGCAUUCAAUCUGUUGUAAUGUGGUGCUUUGAAGUGUAUGAAAAGAUCUGGCUUCACACACAUAUGUAUUUGGAAGAGUAUUUCAAUAGUUUCAGAUAAUUGUGGAUACUCCUCUUUGUUACAUUACCAAAACUUCAGAACUGGUAGUUUCUUGAAAGUUAGUUGCAAUGUGAAAUCUGAAACUAUUCAACUUUGUACUGUUCUGUUACAUUAAAAUUUGUUUGACCUAU
This is a messenger RNA of Myotis lucifugus (little brown bat), 3923 nucleotides long. It is a transcript of the gene PPM1B, whose product is annotated as protein phosphatase, Mg2+/Mn2+ dependent 1B. The coding region runs from base 1 to 1464 and encodes 487 amino acids. Gene Ontology annotation, molecular function: magnesium ion binding; manganese ion binding; protein serine/threonine phosphatase activity. The transcript is spliced from 6 exons. The record is from RefSeq and is a predicted model, not a curated record. Gene Ontology annotation, biological process: negative regulation of canonical NF-kappaB signal transduction; positive regulation of canonical Wnt signaling pathway; protein dephosphorylation. Gene Ontology annotation, cellular component: nucleus; cytosol. Lineage: Eukaryota; Metazoa; Chordata; Mammalia; Chiroptera; Vespertilionidae.